AUGUCUUCUGGAUGUCAGAUGCGCCCAGCAUGGGCCGGGUUGGGGGUGAAGGCGCGACCGGCCAUAUGGAGAGCGAGAACAUGUCGAGGUGUCGCUACCAGAAGCGCCAGCAUGCAAGAGUGGCCACAUUCUCGAAGAGAGACGUUCCACGCUGCCUUUCAAUUCGGUUGCAUGCCCACAAAAGUACCCAUCGUCCAUUUUAGCC
Messenger RNA from Acaulospora colombiana, 205 nucleotides. The record is from the annotation of a GenBank genome assembly. Lineage: Eukaryota; Fungi; Glomeromycota; Glomeromycetes; Diversisporales; Acaulosporaceae.